This is a messenger RNA of Dentiscutata erythropus, 270 nucleotides long. NCBI's taxonomy places the organism in Eukaryota, Fungi, Glomeromycota, Glomeromycetes, Diversisporales, Gigasporaceae. The record is from the annotation of a GenBank genome assembly.
AUGAUAAUAAAUAAAAAUCACACUCCAAGUCGAUUAACAAUCUGUGAUGAUGCCGCAAAAGAAUGGAAAAACAUUAAAAAGAUAAAAAAACCUGAAAUCAAUAAUAUUAUAAAAAAAUACUUAGCAACAUCUCUUAAAAAUACACCUCCACAGAUCCCACAAACAUUGGAUAUAGAAGAAAUUCGAAGUAAUAUGUCGGCUCAAAAACAGGCAGCUAAUUUUAAAGUAGCUGUAGAAAAAAAAAAUCAAAGAAUUGGAAGCUGUGUAUAA